ACUGGAACCUGUAACCGCGCCCUUGCUUUUGAGAACCCGGACACAGCUGUCACAGUACCAGCCCAGCCCAGCACCGCACCGCACGCCGCGCCUGCUUGCUUUGCCUCCCCCGGGAUUCAUUGAUCCCAUACAUAGUAAUCAACCCCCCCGUUAUUUUUGUCGGGUCCCCUGCUCCACUCUCUCUUCUUAUCCCAACCCCUUCUUAAUUCCCCAUUCCCCCCUCGCCUGCUUGGAUUGCCUUUCCCUGUGGCUUUCUUUCUUGCACGGUUUGAUCUUUGUGCACUUGCUUUCGUUGUCUCUCGUGUUUGUUGGUUUUCUUGCAUGCCACAAUGGCCAGUGUGAAGGACGCGGUCAAGGAGACCUUGGUGGGCGGCUCCCACGAGUCGAACGACGCCCAGACGUCGCAUCAGAUUAAAAGCAACUUCCUGCGCCACGCCCGCAAAGAUGAGGAGACAGGAGACCUUUUUAUGUCCCAGGAGGACUUCAUCAAUGCCAUUGCCCCGAAACACGAGGACUACCACAAGAUCAACCGCGAACACUAUGGAGUGCUCUUCAUGGUCGCCGACAGGCGCAGGACAGGCAAAGUCACCCUCUCCGACUGGGCCACCUUCGAGAACCUCCUGGCCAAACCCGAUGCCGAGUACGAGAUCGCUUUCCGGCUGUUCGACACCGAUGGCACCGGCACCGUGAAAUGGGACACCUUCAAGAACGUGUACGAUCUGAGCAAGAGCAGCGACAGUAUACCCUUUGACUGGAACUCGGAAUGGGCCUCCCUCUACACCGGAAAGACCAAGCAUCGCCACGACAUGUCAUACCCCCAAUUCGCCCAGAUGCUUCGGGGAUUGCAGGGGGAGCGCAUCAGACAGGCAUUCCACGUUCUGGACAAGGAUGGUGACGGCUACAUCGAGCCCGAGGAGUUCCAGCGCAUCAUCCUCGAGACCUCGAAGCACAAGCUGUCCGACUAUGUCCUGGAGAACCUCCCCAGUCUGUGCAACAUCUCAGCCGGCACAAAGAUCUCGUACGCCACCGUCCGGGCUUUCCAGAACAUCAUGCGCGAAAUGGACAUCAUCGAUGUCGUUGUGCGUGAGGCAACCCACAACAGCGACGACGGCAAGAUAACCCGCGCGGACUUCCUGAAUGCGGCCGCUCGCGUCACUCGGUUCUCUCUUUUCACCCCCAUGGAGGCGGACAUCUUGUUCCACUUCGCUGGACUCGAUGCCCCCUCGGGAAGACUGUCCCAGAAGGACUUUGCCAAGGUCAUUGACGCAUCCUGGCGCAUGCCGAUUGUAGCUGCUGGACAGGCUGCCUCGGACGCGGCGCACAAGGCGGCGGACAAGACCAAGUCGGUGUUGUACAGCGUGCUCGAGUCCGUUCACCACUUCGCCUUGGGUAGUCUUGCGGGUGCCUUUGGAGCGUUCAUGGUGUACCCCAUCGAUCUCGUCAAGACCCGUAUGCAAAAUCAGCGGUCCGGUCGUGUCGGAGAGAGACUGUACAACAACUCAAUCGACUGCUUCAGGAAGGUCAUCCGUAACGAAGGAUUCUUGGGGUUGUACUCUGGUGUCAUUCCCCAGCUGAUCGGUGUCGCUCCGGAGAAGGCUAUCAAGCUCACAGUGAACGACCUGGUCCGUGGGCAUUUCUCCAAUAAGGAAACCGGGAAGAUCUGGACCGGCCACGAGAUUCUGGCCGGUGGUACUGCGGGUGCCUGUCAAGUUGUGAGUGAUGGUUUGCAACUGAAAUCCCAUUCGGCAAUGCUAACUCUACCCCCUUUAGAUCUUCACCAACCCUCUGGAAAUUGUCAAGAUCCGUCUCCAAGUUCAGGGUGAAAUCGCCAAGUCCGUGGAUGGUGCUCCUCGUCGCUCCGCUCUUUGGAUUGUCAGGAAUCUGGGUCUGAUGGGGCUGUACAAGGGCGC
Molecule: messenger RNA, 1910 nt
Organism: Aspergillus heteromorphus CBS 117.55
Lineage: Eukaryota; Fungi; Ascomycota; Eurotiomycetes; Eurotiales; Aspergillaceae
Product: citrin
Exons: 2
Coding region: 330-1823 (497 amino acids)
Biological process (GO): aspartate transmembrane transport; malate-aspartate shuttle; L-glutamate transmembrane transport
Molecular function (GO): calcium ion binding; L-aspartate transmembrane transporter activity; L-glutamate transmembrane transporter activity
Source: RefSeq, a predicted model, not a curated record